This is a messenger RNA of Stereum hirsutum FP-91666 SS1, 3380 nucleotides long. Its product is annotated as kinesin heavy chain. Lineage: Eukaryota; Fungi; Basidiomycota; Agaricomycetes; Russulales; Stereaceae. The transcript has 17 exons. Gene Ontology annotation, biological process: microtubule-based movement. Bases 164 to 3064 code for a protein of 966 amino acids. The record is from RefSeq and is a predicted model, not a curated record. Gene Ontology annotation, molecular function: ATP binding; microtubule binding; microtubule motor activity.
GUUGGUCCUUCUUCGGACUCUCCAGGACACGACCACAUCACCAUCGACCUUUUAGAUCUCUUUCACCUCGGCUUGCCGCAUCUCUUCUUUCUCUGCGUCUUUCAUCGAUACACUCACCGUCCCGCUAGGCCACAGCGCCUCUCGAUAGACCUUACGCGUGACGAUGGCUUCCAACAUCAAGGUCAUCUGUCGAUUUCGACCUCCUAAUUCCAUCGAACAAAGAGAAGGCUCUGAGAUCGUAGUGGCCUUCGAUGAGAACCUGCAGACCGUCCAACUGCGCUCGGCGCAAUUAGGCUCAGGACCAGAGAGGGAUGGUUUCACAUUCGACAGGGUGUUCCCUAUGGGGACGAAGCAGGAGGAAGUCUUCAACUACGGUGUCAAAGAUAUUGUGGCAGAUGUAUUGGAUGGUUACAAUGGAACGGUGUUCGCGUACGGUCAGACUGGUAGUGGAAAGACAUUCACGAUGAUGGGUGCCGACAUCGACUCGCCCGAGCUGGCAGGUAUUAUACCACGUAUAACGGAACAGAUUUUCCAGUCUAUCGUCGAAUCGGACGCGCAUCUAGAAUAUUUCGUGAAGGUUUCGUACAUGGAGAUCUAUCUAGAACGCAUCAGGGAUCUGCUUCAACCGCAGAACGAUAAUUUGCAAGUGCAUGAAGAGAAGUCGAAAGGUGUAUACGUGAAAAAUUUGUCGGAUUACUAUGUCAGCAGUGCGCAAGAGGUGUAUGAGAUCAUGAGGCAAGGAGGCGCUGCUCGAGUGGUCACAUCAACCAACAUGAAUGCCGAAUCUUCACGGUCGCAUUCCAUCUUCCUCAUAACUAUCAGUCAACGGAACACAGAGACAGGGGCACAGAAAACGGGUAACCUUUAUCUCGUGGAUUUGGCUGGUUCGGAGAAGGUAGGCAAGACUGGUGCUUCCGGUCAAACCCUGGAGGAGGCAAAGAAGAUCAACAAGUCUCUCUCUGCCCUCGGUAUGGUCAUCAAUGCAUUGACGGACAACAAAAUCAAACACAUUCCUUACCGAGAUUCGAAACUUACGCGUAUCCUCCAAGAGUCUCUGGGUGGUAACUCCCGAACAACCCUCAUCAUCAAUUGUUCUCCUGCCUCCUACAACGAAGCCGAAACCCUCGGUACCCUCCGAUUCGGUAUCCGUGCCAAAUCCAUCAAGAACACCGCACGCGUCAACGCCGAACUCUCCCCCGCCGAACUCAAAUCACUCCUCCAGAAGGCGAAAGUCGCGAACGAAUCCUACUCGAAGACCCUCGCCGCCCUCGAGGCCGAGCUCGCCAUCUGGCGGUCGGGAGGCCACGUCGAUCCCGCGGACUACGCCAGCGCGGAGAAGGCGCAAAGUGGUGCCGCACCACCGAAGAAGACUCCCGCUUCGCCUACGCCAUCGACGCCUGCUGCUAGCAGUAGGAGCAUGACCCCUGUCAACCCGGUCGUGGAGGGUCUUAAGGAGUUGGACAGCAGGCCGCAGACGCCUACGGUUGUUGGGCUGGAUAAGGAUGAGAGGGAGGAGUUCUUGAAGAGGGAGAACGAGUUGAGCGACCAGUUGGGUGAAAGGGAGAGGGCGUUGGAGGCUGCCGAGAAGUUGGUGAAGGAGUUGAAGGAGGAGCUUGCGUUCUUGAAAGAGCAGGAUGCUGCGUCUUCUAAGGAGAACAAAGCGAUGUCGGCUAAACUCAACGAGCUUCGCCUGCAACUCGAGAGGCUCGACUAUGACAACAAGGAGAGCGUGAUCACCAUCGACAUCCUCAAGGAGCAGAACGCUGAUGCGAAGAGCGAGCUUGAUGAGUUGAAGAAGACUAUCGCCGAGCUCAGGUCUUCUCAGAAGGACAUGUCUACUGAAGACAAGGAGAAGCGCAAGCAGGAGAAGAUGGCCCUCAUGAUGGCCCAGUUCGAUGCUCAAGGCACGUUUUCCGAGAAGGAUGAGCAGCUGCGACAAAUCCUCGCGAAGCUUGACACCAUUGACUCUGAGACUGGUGUUUCGACUCUGACCGUCGAGGACAUUACCCAAGUCAGGAGACAGCUGGCGGAGGGACAAUCGCUCAUUCGUGAGACUGUUGACCGUCUGAGGCAGAAGCAAGAGGAGGGCGAUAUGACGACGAGGAGGAAGGAUGAGCUGGAGAGUCGGUUAGCUUCUCUGGAGGCUGAGUAUGAGGAGCUCCUCGAGAAAACUAUUCACGACGAGGAGACGAGCAAUGUCGACAUCGGAGAGACUAUGGCUGAGCUUAAGAACAAGCUCGAAGCUCAGUAUGCCGCGAAGCGUGAUGCCCACGUUGGCGAGGUCGCAGAUCUUAAGCAACAGAUUGAGAUGAAGAGCAACGAGAUUCGUAGCCUGAAUGCAUCGAUUGACAGUCUCAAGGGCGUGAACGAGGAACUUAAGCGUGCGUUUGCCGUCACUUCUGCCGGCAUCGAGGGCGGGAAGAACCUCGCCGAGAGUGCUCAAGAUCUCGAGCGAACUCGCAAGGCUAUCAACGUUCAGCUCGCGGAGUUCGAUGGUGUGAAGAAGUCUCUCAUGCGUGAUCUCCAGAACCGUUGCGAGAAGGUUGUCGAGCUCGAGAUCCAGCUCGACGAGAUUAAGGAGCAGUACAACAACGUCAUCCGUAACAGCAACUCCAAGGCGCAGCAGAAGAAGAUGGCCUUCUUGGAGCGCAACCUCGAGCAGCUCACCCUCGUGCAGAAACAGCUCGUGGAUCAGAACUCGGCAUUGAAGAAAGAGGCCGGCAUCGCCGAGCGCAAGUUGCUCGCUCGCAAUGAGCGGAUACAGAACCUCGAGGCGCUCUUGCAAGACGCGGAUCGUCGACUUGCCAUCCAGAACCAGAAGUUCGAGGCGCAAUUGACGGCCGUCAAGGACAGGUUGGAUCAGGCUCGGGCUCAAAAAGCUGCCGCCACAUCGUCUCUCAGCUUCGGUCGCAUUGCGAAGCCACUGCGGGGAGGUGGAGGUGCGCCCACUGCCGGGGGUCCUACGCCUAUCUCUGGUGGCCAGUCGGGGAACCCACUUUCGAGGCUACAGAACGAAGAAGGCUCUGGCAAGCGGGCAUCUUGGUUCUUCAAUUCACGAUCAUGAGCGGUCGCUCUUGCCCAUGUCUGAAGAUGUGUCCUGCCCUCGUCGUUCGCUUUGAGUUCUGCCUGCUACAUUGACAUCGCUGGUCCUCACCAUCCAAGUUACCCAUUGCUGGUUGUACGCUGUUAUACUACAUCUACCCACGGCCAGGAUUCCUACUCUCGUUACAGCUCCAUCCCAUCUUCCUUUCCAUUCCCCGCUGGAUUCAUAUAAUUAAUUUGCCUCUACAUACCCCAUCGCCACCUCGUGAUCUCUUUUCUCCUUUUGGUUGGAUUGAUAUACGGUAGGGCCGGAGGUCGGUAUCCUUUGCCAGGAGCAG